Messenger RNA from Anopheles darlingi, 11541 nucleotides. RefSeq names its product protein lap4 (gene scrib). Gene Ontology annotation, molecular function: protein binding. The transcript is spliced from 25 exons. Bases 1438 to 10326 code for a protein of 2962 amino acids. Gene Ontology annotation, biological process: neurotransmitter receptor transport, endosome to postsynaptic membrane; neurotransmitter receptor transport postsynaptic membrane to endosome. Gene Ontology annotation, cellular component: adherens junction; postsynaptic membrane; postsynaptic density. NCBI's taxonomy places the organism in Eukaryota, Metazoa, Arthropoda, Insecta, Diptera, Culicidae. The record is from RefSeq and is a predicted model, not a curated record.
GGCGAGGCUGCUCUCGCUCUUGUCUCCUUUCCGGACCGGUUCUCUACUUCCAUUUCCAUGUGCCUCCGUGUAUGUGUGUGUGUGUGUGUGUGCGUGCGAACGGGCCAGAUUGUGUAUGUGUGUAUGGGAUGAGGGUGCUAGCUUUCAUUAUUUUAUUUAUUAUUCAUUCGUUUUCGCCUAUGUUACCACGAGUGACGAGAUCCGGCCACCGAUGACCCCAAAAAACCCCUGCGACGACCGGGGUUGAUUCACUAGGUUGUCGCGUUGUCGGUAUUGUUGUUGUUGUUGUUGUUGCUGUGUUGUUGGUAGCAACAGUUCGUCCCUGGUUGCUUUUCUUCCAUCUUCUUCUCCGGUCAUCAACUUAUCCUAGAGAAAUUAGAAACAAGAACCAACAAGGAGAAGAUCAACGAGAUCAAACGAAACACACACACACAAACACACACACACACACACACACACACACACACAAGAAGCCUGGAGCUCAUCAUCCAGUCCGCCAGCCAUCCAGCCAGCCAUCAACCCCGUCCUCAACGACACAUCAUUCAAAACCGGCCAGUAGAAGAGCGAGUCGCGAACGACGCUCUACAGGUCGUUUGUGCUCUGCGAGUGUGUGUUUGUGCUUGCAGGCGCGUUAACAGAAUCUCUCUAUUGUUCCACCGCGCGACCGCUUUUUCCACUGACGCACACACACACACACGUGCGCGCAUUGUGUUCUACCUGUGCAUUCCCCCUAUUAUCAGCCAUCCAUCUGGCGUUCUAGCCACAAUUCCAAUAACCGUAUGCUGAGCAGUAGCCGCAGUAGUAGUGCUUUCGAAGAUAGGAGGUUCGCCCAGCAUCCGUUAGCAGCCUCCCCCAGGUAGUGCCUAGGGAAACAUUCGAGCCGGCAACACGUGCCCCCGUGCUUUUAACGUGUGUGUGUGUUGUGUGUGUAUGUGCGUGCUAGCGACAAGGAGCAAGCGCCAGCCGUGUCGCCGCUGAUGCUGCUGCUGCUGCUGCAACACGCACGACCGUGUCCUGGAAAGAAUGUGAGGGCCCGAUCGCCGUCAACCGUGUCCGUCGUCGUAGCUGAUUGUGUACCGCGUGCCGGGUGUGCGUAGAGCGAGAGCGCCUGCUAGGACGAUCCUAGGAUAGCACAGUAGUAGCUAGAGCUAGAUAGCCGAUAGAUAGGUAGCGGAAGGAACGCGUGUCGCGAGUGCUGUGUGAUUGUGCGUGUGCGUGUGUGUGCGUGUAUUUGUGAGUGUGUACUGUGCGUGUGUGUGGUCCAUAUGAAAGUUGUGAUACAGGAAGUAAGGGACUAGGACGACUCCUCCUGCUGAAGUGUGCAACGAGGGAACGACGAACGAAGCAGCAGCAACAACAAGAAAAACGCGAGAGAGAGAGAGAGACGAGAGAGAGAGAGAGAGUGAGCACCCCGCUGCUCCGUGAGGUGACCUCAAGAUGUUCAAGUACAUACCCAUCUUCAAGGGAUGCAACCGACAGAUCGAGUACGUCGACAACCGGCACUCGUCGCUACCGAACGUACCGGAGGAGAUCUUCCGCUACUCGAACAGCCUCGAGGAGCUGCUGCUCGAUGCAAACCACAUUCGCGACCUGCCGAAGGGGUUCUUCCGGCUGUACCGGUUGCGGAAGCUCGGUCUCAGCGAUAACGAUAUCCUAAAGAUACCCUCCGACAUCCAGAACUUCGUGAAUCUGGUCGAGCUCGAUGUAUCGCGCAAUGAAAUCGGUGACAUUCCGGAGGAUAUUCGGCACCUGCGCAGCCUGCAGAUUGCGGACUUCAGCUCGAACCCAAUCCCUCGGCUACCGGCCGGCUUCUCGCAGCUGCGGAACCUCACCGUGCUCGGGCUGAACGAUAUGUCGCUGACGUCACUGCCACAGGACUUUGGCUGUCUGUCGAAGCUGGUAUCACUGGAGUUGAGGGAGAACCUGCUGAAGAACCUACCAGAGUCAAUUAGUCAGCUGACGAAGUUAGAGCGGCUGGAUCUAGGCGACAACGAGAUCGACGAGCUGCCGUCGCACCUCGGCUACCUGCCGGCACUGCAGGAGCUGUGGCUCGACCACAACCAGCUGCAGCGUCUGCCGCCCGAGAUCGGGUUGCUGAAGAAGCUGGUCUGCCUGGACGUGUCGGAGAACAGACUGGAGGAGCUGCCGGAAGAAAUCGGUGGGUUGGAGUGUCUGACCGAUCUGCACCUGUCGCAGAACCUGCUAGAGACGUUACCGGGCGGGGUGGCGCGCCUCACCAACCUGUCCAUCCUGAAGCUCGACCAGAACCGGCUGCACACGCUACACGACACGAUCGGUUGCUGCGUGAACAUGCAGGAGCUGAUCCUCACCGAGAACUUCCUGGCCGAGCUGCCGGCCUCGAUCGGCAACAUGGUGCUGCUGAACAACUUGAACGUCGACCGGAACGCGCUAGUGGCGGUACCGUCCGCGCUCGGGCACUGUCGGAAGCUGGGCGUGCUGAGCCUGCGGGAGAACAAGCUGACGCGGCUACCGUCGGAGCUCGGUCACUGUAGCGAGCUGCACGUGCUCGAUGUGUCCGGCAACCUGCUGCAGCACCUGCCGUACGCGCUGGUUAACCUGCAGUUGAAGGCGGUCUGGCUGUCGGAGAACCAAUCGCAACCGGUGCCGACCUUCCAGCCGGACGUGGACGAGUCGACCGGUGAGCAGGUGCUGACGUGCUUCCUGCUGCCGCAGCAACGCUAUGUACCUUCGGCGGCGGGGACGACGCGUGGCGGUGGCAGUGGCCGCGAUCCCGACAGUGACUCGGACAACUGGGAGGAACGUGAGGCAUCCCGUACACAUUCGGUCAAGUUCACCGAGGAUUUCGGUGCGGACCGGGAUACGCCGUUCGUGCGCCAGAACACGCCGCACCCGAAGGAGCUGAAGAUGAAGGCGCACAAGCUGUUCGCCAAAGAGCGGCGAGCGGGCGAGGGUGGUGCCGGGGAGCUGUCCGGUAAUCUCGACACGCUGUCGGAGGAGUCGGCCUCUCGGCCGUCCCUUGCCUUAACGAAGGCGAGCUACGGGGCGGCCACCAUGGAGGACAUACAGGGCGCGAUGCCGAACGAGACGGUUGGCAAUGCGGGUGGCUCGACACUUGAGCAAGGUGGUGCUGAUGGGGAUGGUGGUGUUGGCGACAGCUAUGCCGAUGAUAAUGGUGGCGACGAUGAUGAUGGUUACGAGCGGCGCGUCGGCUUCGAGGUCAACGAUGAUGACGAGGGCGGUGGCGACGGUGACGACCGCUUGUACGGUGACGCGGAAGACAGUGACGAGAAUGGUGGGAGUGGUGGUGGCGGUGGCAAGAAGCCCAUCUCGAAGCUGCACCGCAGAGAUACGCCGCAUCAUCUGAAGAACAAACGCGUCCACCAUACCAUCACCGAUAAGAACACUAAUCUGAUGUUUACCUCCCUGAAGCUGAAGGAGAUGGGUCCGCCGAAGCUGGAUGAGCAUCCCGUUCUCGUGGCGGAGCAUCCAGCCACGGAGACACCCGACAGCAACGAUACGCUCGAUGCGUACACCGCGCUGAAGGAGGAACGGCUGGAGAUCCACAUCGAGCGCACGUCGGCUGGGCUCGGGCUCAGUAUUGCCGGUGGCCGUGGUUCGACGCCGUUCAAGGGCGACGACGAAGGUAUCUUCAUUUCGCGCGUCACGGAGAAAGGACCGGCCGAUCUGGCCGGGCUGAAGGUUGGCGAUAAGGUACUGAAGGUGAAUGGAAUCUCCGUGGAGGAUGCGGACCACUACGAUGCGGUCGAGGUGCUGAAGGCGUGUGGUAGCGUGCUGGUGCUGUUUAUCUCGCGCGAAGUAACGCGCCUAAUCGGCCACCCGGUGUUCGAUGAAAAUGGGACGGUAGCGCAGAUCAGCGUGUCCGAUGGUGGAUCGCUGAAGGCGGUCGAUGCACCGUUACCGGCACCGCUGCCAACACCGCCACCAGUUACAGGCGCUGCGGCGACCUAUAGUGGCGCUCUGUCACCGAAUACGGUCGGGCUGCCAAACGGCAACGGUAGUAGUGGCAGCGUUCAAGCCGGAGCUGGCAAUCUCGACGUGGAGCUGCUGAACGGGAAGGAAAUCACACAGAAGGUGAUUCUACACACGACGCUGAUCCGGGAUCAGAUCGGGCAGGGGCUCGGCUUCAGUAUUGCCGGUGGCAAGGGUCACGUCCCGUUCAAGGACGGUUCCGAGGGUAUCUACAUCUCCCGGCUGACCGAGGGUGGCGUGGCGCACAAGGACGGCAAGAUCCUGGUGGGCGAUCGCGUACUAGCGAUCAAUGGCGUUGACAUUACCAACGCGCAUCAUGACUACGCCGUACAGCUGCUGACCGACCAUCAGCGUUUCGUGCGGUUGGUGGUGCAGCGCGAGGUAAAGGGUGGGCUCGAUGCGUUGCACAGCCCUCGCAGCCCGAUCGUCGGCCCGCCCAGUCGCAUCGGCUAUGGUGGCGCUCGAACUGCAACAUACACAGGAUACCGGCGCUCGACAGAUGACGCGAACGCAACGGACAGCAAUGGCAGUGCGCCCGCUGGUGUAGCUCAGGAACCGAGGCUCGACGAGCACCAGCCAAAGCAACACCAGCAGCUGCUGACAUCAUCAUCAAUGUCAUCAUCGGUACAGCAGCAACAGCAGCAGCAGCACCAACCAUCUGCCGUCGAUGGGCUCAAGCAACAGCAACCACCCUUACCUGCACCCCGUACAGUAUUAAUGCAACACGUAAAUAAUCAUCACAAACCCGAUAGUAACGGGGUGGUGGGACCGAAUGCAGCAGCAGCACCGACUACCGCAGCAUCAGCGACCAACGCAACGCCGGAGGUAUCGACUAAUAAUGGAGUGCUGGCGCACCCAACGAACGACGAUCCGCAGGCGACGGCGGCCCGGCCGAUGACCAGCGCGGACUUUCAGGCCAUGAUCCCGUCCCACUUUAUCAGCGGCGGGCGGCAGGUACACGUCGACCGAGCCGAGCACGGCCCGUCGGUCACGGUUACGGUGCAGAAGGCCGUUCCGGAUAUGCCGAUGCUGCCGCCGGCGCCCACCGAGCUCGGUACCGUCACCGAAACGAUUACCAAGUCAACCUUCACGGAGACGGUAAUGACGCGCGUUACCGACAAUCGCUUGUUGGAACCACUGAUCAGCGAGGAAGUCGUGCUGCCUAAGGAUCAGGGUUCGCUCGGAUUCAGCAUUAUCGGCGGAACAGACCAUUCCUGCACACCGUUCGGAGCGCACGAGCCCGGUAUUUUCAUAUCGCACAUUGUGGCUGGUGGUAUUGCGGCGCUGUCGGGUAAGCUGCGCAUGGGCGACCGGAUACUGAAGGUGAACGGAACCGAUGUGACGCAGGCAACGCACCAGGAAGCGGUGAUGGAGCUGCUGCGACCGUGCGACGAUAUCAAGCUGACCGUCCAGCAUGACCCAUUGCCGGCUGGCUUCCAGGAGGUGCACAUCGUUAAGCAGGAGGGAGAACGGCUCGGCAUGCAUAUCAAGGGCGGACUGAAUGGUCAACGUGGCAACCCGAUGGACAACCUCGACGAGGGUGUCUUCAUAUCGAAGAUCAACAGCAAUGGGGCGGCCAAGCGCGACGGCCGGCUCCGGGUCGGUAUGCGUAUCCUGGAGGUAAACGGACUGUCGCUGCUAGGUGCCACGCACCAGGAGGCGGUCGAUGCACUACGUGCCUCCGGUAACCAGUUGCAGCUGGUCGUGUGCAAGGGCUACGAAAAGUCGGACCUGCUGCAUUUGUCGGGCAGCGCGGGCGGCAUGAGUACCGGGCUGGCCGGUAGCAAUGGGGAAAACGCACGAAUCGGAUCGCGCGCCUCCGAGACGGGCUCCGAGCUGAGUCAGAGCGUGUCCAGCCUCGACCGGGACGAUUCCGUCGUCGCGGCAGUCAAUGAGGCCGUUCACCUGAGGAAGCUUAGCGUCGAUCGGAUCGAUGAAGAAGUGAUACCGAAGCAACAGCAGCAGCAGCAGCCACCAGCAUCAACCCCUGCACCAGCGGUCACGACGGUCAUGGAGCAGCCGGAGCACAAUUUCUCCAAAGCCCUGACACCAGUCAAUCCGCCGGCCGACCAGCAGCUGGUAGCGCACAGUUCAAGGGAAAAGAGCACCCCAGAGAAGGUAUUGGACAUAGUGCGAGCCGCCGAAUCGUUAGCCCUCGGGGGACAGGCGCUGAUCGAAAACGGACCACCGAUGUCACCGAUCGAGGCGACGACUAACCCGGAACCACUGCAGAAGACGACCACCAUUGUGAUGUCGAAGCAUACGCUCGAUACGCAAGCACCUCAGGUCGAACGGCGCCGCGGAAGCGUACGAUCGUUGUCGCAUGCGGACGAUCCUCCUACCACCAUCUCCUCAAUUAACCCUUCCGACGUAGCGACCAUUGCCGUAGAUACUACUAACACCAGUAACAAGCAGCAGCAGCAGCAGCAGCCACUGUACGGCGAGCAAAGCGGUACCAGCGUAGAUGAUGUUCCCAUCUUCGGUAAGCAGCGCAAACCGGUGGGAGCGUCACAGCCACAACAGGGUACCGGUACUGCUCCAGUCCACCGCAAAUCCGUCAGCUUCGAUCUGCAGUCGGCGGAGGUGGCGAAUGACGAGGAGUCACCGGUGGCGACCGAGGUGCACGCGUUCGACGUGGCGAUGCAGCGCGCCCGCCAAACCUUUGCGACCAACGCCAAAGUGCCAACCGGGGCCGGAAGAAGGCCCCCAUCACCACCUUCCUCAUCACCACCACUACCACCAGUACCACCAGCGACGGUGGUGACCAAAGUGGGAGAGCAACGGAUGGGGAGAGGCCCGGACGAGCUACAUCAUCUUCAUCAUCAUCCGCUGCAUCCGCUGAAGGGUAUUCUGCGCUCGGGUAGCCCUUCUACGUCGACGCGCAGCAGCAGCUCCACACCGGAACAGCGUUUCACGCAACAACACCAGGCGCAUCGGCACGACGACGACGACGACGACGACGACGACGGGGAUAAUGUCUUCCAGCACCGACCAUCAGUGAGCACGAGCGAGGAGGAUGAUGACGACCGGGAGGCAGAAGCGGAAGGUCAUCCACGGACCCACACACCGGCCGUUGGCAGCGGGAGUGGCAGUGGGAGCGCGGAGCCACGCGGCGUACUGAAGCGUGCCGAGGUGGUCCGGAAUCGGGCGGCGAAAAAGCUGCAGGAAGAGUUCGGCCAGGGCGAGCUGGUCGAGUAUGAGCAUGAUCCGCGUACGAACACAAUCCGACCGCUGGCGCGACGAACCGGUGGUAGUGAGGUGCCAGUGAUCGAGAUGGUACCGGCCCGGUACGACACGCUGCCGGUGCACCGGAAGGCACAGUUCGUGCACGAGAACACGACCAGCAACCUGCUGGUACCGGAGGAGGUGCACCGGCAGGUGCUGCUCGAAGAGAAUGACGUCCGGAAUAAGCUGCUGGCCCAGUACCAGUACCAGUAUCAUCACCAACACCACCACCAUCCGGAUCCGCUCGGAUCGUACAUUUACGCCUCCCGUUCGAACUCGGCAUCACCGAUGGCGGCACAGCAUCAGCAUUAUCAGCAUUAUCAGCAUCAUCAGCAUCAUCAGCAGCAGCUGCUGCACGGUUCGGCUACCGGUUACGAGUUGUACGGCUUGAAGCUAACCAGCCCACCCCCUGGUUUGGUUCGUCCACACGAGCCUCCACCACCACCACCACCGCCAUCACAACCACCGACCAUUGUGACACCGGAGGUUGGUUUGCCGGCGCAGAUCUAUCCACCGGUUCAGGUGCUGCCGGUGCACUACACCAAACUACCGACGCCGCAGCACACCAUCUACACGUACACCACCGGCACUACCACGAUGUCGCCACCACCGCCGCCGCUACCGCCGGUCAGUCAACCUGGCCAUCAUGGCCAUCAUCCAGCCUAUCAUCAUCACCAGCUGGCGCAGCUUGAUCAGCAGCAGCAGCAGCAGCAGCAGCGGCACAUCGCGCUUACCACCACCACUAAUAGCAACAGUAGCAGAAGCAGCAACAGUCCCGGUAGCGGUACGUACGUAACCUUGGUCCAGCCGCUACCAAACAACACCACUGCCCACCGCACGCCUACCCCAAGCCACACGAUGUCGCCACCGCUCGAGCCGAAAACUCCGAAAAGCGUCUCCGAUAAGAAGCGGUUCUUCGAGAGCGCCAUGGAAGACCAACAGAAGCCGACCCCGAAAUCAGAGAAAGUCUUCUCCUUUCUAUCGCAAGACGAGGUAGAAAAGCUGAGGCAGGAAGAGGAGCGCAAGAUCGCGGCGUUCGGGCGGGAUCGGAUCCAGCGACGCUACGAGGCGGACGAGGAAGAAGAGCAAGAUGAGGAGGAAGAGGAGGAAGAGGAGGAGGAGCAGGAGGAGCAGGAAGAGCAGAACAAUGAGCAUGGGACAGUGCAGGGCGAAGAGGUGCAGGAGCAGAAUGCGGGCGAGAAAGAAAAAUCGGACAUCAACGAUAACAAUAUGAGGAGCUAUGGUUCGCCGCCGCGUACCUGGCCACCACCGACCGGUGACAGUGAGCAGCUGGCGGCCCUGCUAGCGAAGACGACCCCGGUGGUCAGCCGCAUCCCCAUUCGGACGGUGAACGCGGAGAAAAGGGCCCGGGCCAACAACUGUCUACCACCGGAGUACGACGAGUCCAAGCUGAGCCCCUCCGAGAUCCGGGCGCUAAGGGCCCAAAAGCGAGCUGCCUGGCGGCAGGCACGGCUCAAGUCGCUCGAGAAUGAUGCGCUGCAGGCACAGAUCAUGAUCCAGACGAUGAAUGCGGCCGUCCUGAGUGAGGAGAGUGCUCAUCUCGGCAGCACCCAGAGUAACAGCGGCAGCGGCACCUCCAUUGCUGGUGAGACUACUAGUGAGUCCCAGCAUCAGCAGCAGCUGCAGGUGGUCGACGAGGAGACGUUCUCGGUAACGAGGAGGCAGCAGCAAAGGGAGAAACAGGAGCGGCACGCAGGGAUGGCGGCGACGGUACCGGCUGGACAGCAGGAAGAUCCAGAAGAAGAAGAAGAAGAAGAAGAAGUAGUGGAUGGAGGGGUCGUGCGCUUUCCGCGCCUUGCCGUCAAGUCGCGCCCGGGCAGCGAGGUCAUCGUGCGCGAAACCGAGAAGGUGGUCGAGGAGAAGGUCACUCGCCGCACGGAAGAGAUCCCGGGCGGUGGUCUACGGACGGUCGAGUACAUUGAGAAAGUCAUCGAAACCGAGGUUGAAACGAUGCGCGAAAAGAUUAUAAUGUUCGAGCUGGAGGACUCGCUGGGUGGCGAAAGUGAUCAGCAAACACCAGCGGAGGAACCGAAACGCGAGACGAUCGAACCAUACGCAAACGACGAUGGUCAGGAUGCAAGGGAUGGUGGGGGCCGGCUAGCGACGAAGGACUGUGCAGUAGAGCAAGAGUCGGAACGCGGUGAGGAUGAGCAAGAGGUCGAAUCGGAGCAGGAGCCAGAACCGGAAGCAGAGCCGGAACGAGAGCCUGAACCAGAGCCUGAACCGGAGCCGCAACUGCACACGAUCGUCGAGGUAAUCAACCCGAUGCUGACCGGGGACGGACAGCCGCACAACAUCGCGGUCGGUCGGUACAACGACAUCUACGGCGAUGAUUCGUUCACCGCCAUCGGCGUGGUAUCCUACGAGGAGGGUACGUUCGAGUCGGUCAACGACAAGAUGAAGCACGUGCUGCGCGAGCUGAAGCAGAACGAGAAGGUGCGACAGAACCUAUCGAAGAGCCUCACCGAGGACGAGGACGAGCACGACGCGGGGGCUGUGGAUGCCGACGACGAUGAUGAUGAUGCUAGCGACGACCAGGUGCACGAUGUGUUCGAGCAAGAUCAACCGGACGGCUAUGAGGAGAAGACGGGCGCCAUCGGGACCGUGUUUAUGGUGCGCGAGCGGCUGAUCAACGACUUCUACACGCACCAGAGCGAACUGCUCGCUCAUGAACAGCAGCAGCAACAUCAUCAUCUCCGGCGGAAGCUCAAGCAGCAGCUGCUCGGUACUUUCAACGAUGGUGAGGACGAGUGCGAGGUCAUCACUAACCCGAACGCGGAAGGCUUUGCGGAGGUCGACGACAUCAAUGAUAGCAACAACUGUAACGUGGCUGGUGACCCGUGUGGUACGGAACGUGUCGCUGACCGCGCUGCUGCUGCUGCUGCUGCUGCUGCUGCGGACCAUCAGAAUGGCAACGGAGUGGAAGGUGGUAUCCAGUCAACCACCACCACGACGAGUAAGCACUUGCACGAGGAGGAAGAGGAUGAGGAGAUGGGGAUGAGUGCCGGUAGUGUGCUUGCAAACGAGGAUGCAUCCGGUGGUGCCAGCGCAACCAGUGCGGCCAGCUCACAGAAGCGGAAAAAGCGAAAGGGUAAAAAGAAGAAAUAAGGGUCGGAUAGGAGCGGCCACCCGUGAGACCCGUUCGUGUGAGGCAGAGCAAAUGAUAGGCAAUAAUAAUAUAAAAAGGGAGCGAACCAGAGCAAUUUCAAAGCGCGGGAGAGGAGUGACAAAAAGUGAUGUCAUCGCCGCUCACCGCAACCCCGAAUUAUGAAUCCCGAUCUUCCAGUUGGAGACCUCCUGCUGUUGUUGCUGGUGUGUCGGCAGAAACUAGCCAGUACUGUAGGAGCAGGAGGUUGGAGUAAUAGCAGUAGCAGGAGGUUGGAGUGAUAACAGUAGCGGUCAGUUCCGUCGGUUAGCAAGUGCCCACCGUAAGUGAUCCGUCAUCUUCGAACUAGUGCCGCGAACUCACAUGCAUACAUAGGGUAAACACACGGGAAGAACAUCGUCGGGGGGGGGAUCAGGGCUUUUUUUUACAGUUAGCCAAUGCCCGCCACCAAAAGCAGUUAAACUCCGUUUUUAAUCCAUCAAUCCAUCCACUCGACGCGCAGGAUUCACAUCCAGUGCCAGUUUGGGCGCAAAACCGGUAUCCGCGAUCCCGACUAGACGUGCGAGGUGUGGCGAGGAGGUGUAUUCCUCCCACCCACGCUAAGGGCCUCUGAAAUCCUUGAUCUUGGACGAUAGUAUCUCAUAAUAUUUAUCGCGAUUUGUGCAUUUUCCCCACAAUAUUUUUUUUUAAUUUUAUUUUUAACUAUUGACAACCAUUCUCCCCUCACCCGCUCGCACUGUGUCACGUGUCACGUGGAAAAUGGAGGGAGACGGUUAGCAGGCGUACAGCACGGCUCUCAACGAAACAAACAAACCCAAAACAAACAACGCGAUCGAGCAUCGAGCGGGAUCCGUCAAUACAUCCAUAGUUCCCGUCCACGUCGGGUUGCCGUGCUGUGCGACAGGAGUGCAGAAAAUAGGAAAGACAGUGAGCGAGAGAGGGGGAGAUAUAGAUAGAGGGUGAUUGAUAGAAAGAGAGAGAGAGAUAGAGAGAGAGAGAGAGAGAGAGAGAGAAUGAGAGAGAUAGAGUAUUCGAAUAUCCAACUUAUUUUAAACAUCGUGCUGCUACAUUAAAUAUAAACGAACAAACGGUUUUUACUUUCUUCUCAUGUUUUCGUAUCCUCGUUCCUCGGUGUAAUGAAGAGCAAGGGGAGAGAGUGGAAACACGAAUAAAGCGAAAGCGGCUAAGGGAAACCAACGCCGCGACGAACAACUAUA